UCGAAGCGGACGAUAGGUACACUAUAAGCGUCCACUUUCAAGGUCAAUAGCGUCCAUGUUGGGUCUCUUCAUCUUCUUCUUCUCUCACGUUCUCCCUCUGUUCUCCUCUGCAAUCCGUGGCCAGCACUCUAGAACCCGCAGGUGUGUUAUUAUUCUUUCCCUCUCUCUCAUCCUCCACCAUGUAUUCAUGUAUUAUCGUUUAAUGGUUGAAGAAAUCGAGUCCCACAAAGCAAUCUCGAGCAACAGCCCAUAUUGUAAGAGGAUUUGUUUGAACUGGAGCACGAAUUCUAUCUCAGACCUUAAACCUCGCCGACCCAGAGCGAUCUGUUUGGUAAUUUGUCGGGUAUUGAGUUGAUUUUGCAUAAUUUGGGAGCUGUUUUUGCCACACCCAAACUGUAUAUUGAAGAAAUCGAGUCCCACAAAACAAUUUCGAGCAACAGCCCAUAUUGUAAGAGGAUUUGUUUGAACUGGAGCACGAAUUCUAUCUCAGACCUUAAAUCUCGCCGACGCAGAGAUUGAUCAUAACAAUGACAGCAAUACGACACAAACCUGUUCGAGCAGUACGAGGCCCAAGCCAAGGUCAAGGCCGAGGCCUUAUUGACGAGCGUGAGAGUUCGAGUUCGAGUCCCAAUUCCAAGUUUGGUGAUACAAGUAUGCAAAUGUCGCCCCCCACCGAGUUAGUGGAGGGGCAUCCUUCGCACGAGUCUUCUAAUCCCAUUCACUCAAUGGCAAGAUUGGAUUCACAGGGAGCCGCCCCUACUACAUCUUCUAGCACGACUGUGAGAAGGGUAAGGGGUAAGACAAAGUGUAAGAAGUUGAGUGACCACGUACUUAAGAAUGGUCCUAUUGUUCUAAACAUCCCAAAUAAACACCGGGCACCUAUAGGCGAGAAUGCAGCGUGGUUUGCGAGCAAGAUUGGAGAACUUGUUCGUAACAUGUGCGAACUCCAUCACGAUGAAUGGAAAAAGGUCCCAACUGCGCAAAAGAGCAAGCUAUUAUACCAUGUUAAGUCAAACUUCGAAUUGAAUAUGGGACGAUACGAGCACAACAAAGCUGUUGAGAAUAAAAUGGGUCGUGCAUAUGCUAGACUUCGUUCGAACUUGUAUAGGGACCAUUACAAGAAAUAUUUUGAAGGCGUUAAAGCAAACGAUGAUGAGGCGAUUGCCAGGGCUAAGGCUCUUGGGCGGGAAACAUUGCCGGAAGGGUAUAGUCCUGAUCAAUGGAAACUAAUAUGUGACUCAUUUGAUGCGACAUCAUGGAAGAAAAAGUCUGAACGAAAUAAAAAAAAUAGAAGCUGCUUGGAAACAAAGCAUACAUCUGGCACUUGUUCAUUUGUCAAUGUCAUUUACAAACAUGAACAAGAAACAAAAGUCAAGCCCAAUCAUGUUGAUCUAUAUAAGUAUACCCAUCUCAAAAAAGAUGGGACUUUUGUGAACUCCAAAUGUGAAAGUCUAUUUAUUGAGAUGCGAGAAUUAACAAGCAGCGAGGCCAUGGAGGAUGGCAGUGUGGAGGAGCGCAUGGAAGAAAUAGUAACAAAAGUGCUAGGGGGUCGACGAUCUGGGCAUGUCAGAGGAAUGGGAUGCGGUCUUAUACCUACCCCUUUAAGUUCAUCUCAAGCGCAAUCGUUCACCCAAUCUGACAACCAUGACGAGUGCAGGAAAAGACUUGAAGAGACUCAAAGCGAACUUCAAGGGACAAAGGCCACUCUACAAGUGUCACUUGCCAAAACCGCUAGGCUGGAGGAAGUAACGGAGAAAAUGCAAGCCACUGUUGAUUUCUUAAUGUCACGUAUUGGAGGGUUAGAGAAACUUUACCUAUUCGUUAAUUUUACAAAAACACACAUAUUAAGUAAUAGUUAGAAAGCUUAUUGAUUAUUAUAUGAAAUUCUAUUAUUCUUAGGUCCGGAGGGGGAGCUUGAUUGUAGGUGAAUCAAGCCAAGCCAACAUUUGAGGGAGCUUUGGAAUAACUAGGUGGUUGGGAAUUUUUUGAUACUAUCUAUUUAGGAUGUAUUUUUUGAUACCAUCUAUUUGGAAUGUAUUUUUUUAUACUGUGUAUUUAGGUAGCUAUUGGUACUUUCUAUUUGGUACUGUGUAUUUGAGUAUUUGUUGGUACUUUCUAUUUGGUAAUGUAUAUUUAUUGGUACUUUCUAUUUGGUGAUGCAUAUUUGGGUAUUUGUUGGUACUUUUUAUUUGGUUUAUAUUAUGUUAAGAUAUUCGCAAAAUUUUCGGUUCAAGAACGUUUGAGUUAGUAAAUCUCCCUUGGCAUGUUUAUCAAGGUCAAAGAACUUUGAGUAAACAAUGUAAGAGAGUAAUAAUAUCUUUUUAAAUUUUCUUUUUAAGUGUAUGCAGGAUGACAAGAGUACAAGAAAAUUAAACCACCCAAGCAGAUUACUCAAAUUGCUGAUGAGAAUGAAUUGGCAAGGAAGAGGAUGCAGGUUUGAGACUUGAAGUUUGCUGAUCCAUACAUAUUUCAAGCAAUUUGCAUCUACUCAUCCGCGAACUAUUCAAUAAUACCAUAACAUUCCUGACCAGCCAAUUACUGCUAUUGUUUCCUCACCUGUACCAGCAUUUCAGCGACAGCAACGCCAUUGCUUUGGGGAUUCCAUCCCCGGAGAAUUCCCCUUGUCUGCCAACCCCUCCAUUGUCCUCCAUGUCCUGACAGCAUGUCAUUUGGAUCCUCAAGAUCUUGCAAACUAGAGGCAAGUGUCCUUAUUAUGUACAUUUUGAGAAUAAAGAUGUUUUGCAAUGUUAGAAUUGAUAAUGCUGCUGACUUGAUUUUGAAUGUGCCUGUUGCAGGCAACGUGCUCCUUCUUUAGGCAGCCUGCAAACUUUCCUCAUUAAUUGACAACUCUGAGUUAUUUUUGGUAUUUUUCUGUCAUGAAAUUUUUAUUCUUUUCACUAGGAUCAUUUAUAUAUCUUUUGAAUAUAGACACAUCUUUUAAAAUUGUUUUAUUUUUUUAGUUAGUUAGGACCAUUUAGUGGACGCUUAUGAUGCCACCAUUAGCGUCCACUUUCGUUUGAACGUUGAUGGUUGAUUUUUUAUUUUUUUUAAGACACAUUAGGUGGACGCUGAUGGUGGAACCAUCAGCGUCCACUUUCGUUUA
Corylus avellana is the source of this 3103-nucleotide messenger RNA. RefSeq lists its product as uncharacterized. The record is from RefSeq and is a predicted model, not a curated record. Lineage: Eukaryota; Viridiplantae; Streptophyta; Magnoliopsida; Fagales; Betulaceae.